AUGUCGCACGCAAAGGUUCUUAUUCCGGUGAAAAUAAGUGAUGAAGUGCUCAACAGACGGCACGGAUGGAUCGAAUUUAUUUGCGUGACAGAUGACCUCAGGAUGUGGCUGAUCCUCGUGGAUCAUGAGGAGCGAACUCAUCCUGAUAUCACAGUCACGGAUUUACAUGUCAGUCUUCGAAAAGCCAAGAACCCGAUGCCUACUGCUGCUUUAUGGCUCCAAAAUGAUUUUCUAGCUAAAGGAGUCCGAAGGAACGAAACCAACACCACGAAAAAUAGCAAGGUCCUGGCGCACAGUGGGAAAAAUGGACGCAACGGUGUAGCAAGCAUCCUCUACGACGGAGAUCAUAUCAUCACCUGUGGUAACGAUGGGACAAUUAAGAAAUGGGAAAUGGACGACGGGCAGUUGAGGCAGACUAGCAGCAUCCGCUUGAAGAUUGAGAGUCCAAUCGCAUUCCUAGAGAGGGUCGAAGAGAUAAUCUACUUUGGCCACACGGGCGCCGAUUUCGUGCUUUUCCAAGGAGAUCACGAGCUAUUCAGAUGCAAUACUGGUGGUCGCCAUCGUCAGGCGAGCUUUGUCUACUCCACAGCGAAUGACAGGCCACAUUCACUUGUAUAUCUAAAUAAAGGUCGCGUGCAUCUGCUGGAAUUGGCGGCAGAGUCGAUCGAAACGAAAACUGUUGACGGAUGCGGGCAUUUUGGACUAAUUAACUCGAUCGAAGUAAGACCCUGGAAAAACGACUGGAAACUCCAACCACUGAAAGUAACUACGAGUGAUGACUGCUCAAUCCGAAUCGGUAAAACGAAAUUUCCGAGGCCAGUAACUAUGUGUGGCUCGGCUACCAUAAAUGUUGCUGGGACAGCACUUCACUACUUAGUUGCUGGGUUUGGAUCCAAAGGACACGUUUCAGUUUUUACUUACAAACGAAGAGAUGGCAUCGAUAUCAUAGUUGAGCUCUUACCGAAGUUGCCGAGCUUUCAAGAGGCCAAGAAAAGAAAGCAUGAAGAUACUCUUGGGAAAAUCACCUGUGGCGCCUUCUGGGUAGCAGAUAAAAAGACUUUUCUUAUUGUAUUUUCUUCCACGCAACAUGCUACUGUCUAUAAUGUGGAUAUAGAUAACCGUUUCUUCGAGGAGUACUUUUCUUUCGAUUUGAACGGUUCGCAUUGCCCACUCUCUGUGGCUGUUUACAACAAUCAGAGGCUUGCGAUGACAGAUUCAGGUGGCUUCUUCAAAGUUUAUUUCCUCAAGGAACUCGAGGAGAAAAUAAGCAAUUCAUCAGAUCAUAGAGUAGAUGACGCAGCAAUACAGACCUUUUCGACGACGAAUGGAAAGUCGUUCGUUUUGGGAGGCGAUGCUGGAAAAUUACUUACUGUGGAGCCGCAGCCAGAGCUGAAAAUCAAGGAACUACCACUGUCUGCUUGCGGUAUCGUAAGAUUGCGAUUCCGAAGAAAUCAGCUUUGGGCACUGACGAUCGAUCAACGAAUUCAUCACUACGACGAGCACCUUAAAUUCGUCGAAGCAUUCUACACCCACGUCGCCGACCCGAGCGACUUUGCCUUUGACAGUGAGUGUUCUCUCUGCAUCGUCGGUCAAGGAAUGCAAACCAUUCGUUUCUAA
Oikopleura dioica is the source of this 1617-nucleotide messenger RNA. NCBI's taxonomy places the organism in Eukaryota, Metazoa, Chordata, Appendicularia, Copelata, Oikopleuridae. The record is from the annotation of a GenBank genome assembly.